CCUUGUUACCAUGGUUCUUGGGAGGGUUUUCUUAUCCCUGACAUUUGCUGUCCUUCCUGAACUGUUUUGAAUCUGCUUUGGAAGCUUAUUUCUCAUAAUUGGCGCUUAUAUCUAUGUGGAUGGUCUUCAUGACAUUAAGAUACAGAAGUGAUUGAAGAGUUUGACAAACCGGAAGUCAAUAUAUUUUAAGUAAACUGGCCUUUUAAAGGCUUAGUGGUAUUAAAAUAUGGAUGCCACACUGAGCAUUUGCUUUCUGUCAUCGUAGCUGGAAAAAGCAUGACAGCAUUUCGGCGGCAAGUAGAUGAAUAUCAUCCGUUGAUACCAGGAUACACAGGAUACAUCCCUCUCCGAUUCUAUCGUGUUGGAACUAGCUUUGGAAAUGAUUCUGUGUGGUGUGUGAAGACCUUUCGUGAUAUUACAGACAGAAAUAAUGACCAGGAAGCUGAACUGAGGCAUGUAGCAGCCACCACACCGCAGCUGCCACCUAUUUCCACUAACGAAGAAAUAUUAAAUAUACUUGAUGACUAUAAUUGCAAACAUCAUCCCAAUGUGAUGGGGCCUGUGGAGACCAAAAGAAGCCUCCUUGAACCACCAAUACCAGGCUGGGGUGGCUUUGUGCCUAGAUCCAGGGUCACAGAAUUUGGUCACGGAGUACGCUAUCAUGUGAUGGCAGAAAAUUGCUACCGAGAUUUUAAAAACUCGUUGGGUAGAGGCAAAGAAGAUCCUGCUGGGAAAGAUCCCAGGAAAGAAGUGCCUGUAACCAAAGAGUCACGACAACAGAGAUUCUAUAGGCCUGAAGGAAUGAUGCCCAAGUACACUGGCCAUAUCCCACAUGAACGCUCUGGCCUUGGAAGAACAUUUGGAAAUAUAUGCAGAAGUUGCUCUGUAUGCAAUCACACUGACGUGAACUAUGGUGCUUAUCUUAGUAAGAAACGCAAAAUGGAAAAAGGUCAAGAGCACAUCAAAGAACACAAGGAAACCUUAAUUGCAUAAUAUAUGAACUGUAUCAUUAGACGAUUAAAAUGAACAUUGAUGUCUGGAAUGGGGCUACUUAAAAACUUUCUCUCUGACCAAUCAUGUGUAAGUGUACAAGUAUUUAAAUGUAUGUAGUAUUUCUUAUCUGUUUGUAAAAGAGCUAUUGUGCUAGGAGAGGACCAUAACAUGACAUAUGCUGUAGACUGAGAAAUCACUUACAUCAGUUGAAGGAAAUGAAUGAUUUCAGGGGCAUCUUCGGUGAAGAAGAGGCUUUGAGGAUAUAUGGAGAAAAAGCAGUUAUCUUUGGGUUUAAGGAAGCAUAAAAACUAUAAGGUGUCAACACGUAAGGAAUUCAAGAGAUUUCAAACAUUGAAAUGACGUUCUGCAAAGAUGAGAUAGCCACCACUUCCAAAUAGAUUAGUUGAAGUUUUGAAAUAAAGAGUAAAAUGUUGAGAAUUGUUUUAAAAAUAAUUGACAAGAGUAUUGUCCCUGUUUUUCUGGUGGCAGCCAUGGUCACUGGAAACCAUGAGGAAAGAAAGUUACUUUCACAUACAAUGAAAUUUCAAUCUGUUUUAAAAGAGAACAAUUGUGAGUUUAAAGCAGAAGAUGAGAGGUGUUUGUUCGUUCAUUGUUUAACAGACAUUUCAGUGGGACUAAUUUUGCUCUUAAAAGUUCUCCAUAAUUGUAUUUAUAUUUAUUUAUUUAUGCUUAACAAAAAAGACACAGUGAAGUUACCUACACAGCCUAUUGUUCCAGAGUUACUGCAUUUUGAGAAAAAAAAUCUAUAUUUAAAGAAAUAGUUUAUUAUCCUGGUGUUGAAUUUUGUCAUAGACAAAGCACUUAUUGGGUGUUUUGCUAUUAAGGUAUAAAUAUUGAGCAGGGACUAUUUUUAAUAUAACUACUUUAAUAUUCGAGCAGUUUAUAUAAUAUUUUUUCCAUUUGAAAGUACUUUUCUGUGUUGAUAGAGAUCAAAUAAUUAUGUCA
This is a messenger RNA of Ahaetulla prasina, 1959 nucleotides long. It is a transcript of the gene SPMIP5, whose product is annotated as sperm microtubule inner protein 5. Lineage: Eukaryota; Metazoa; Chordata; Lepidosauria; Squamata; Colubridae. The transcript has 5 exons. The coding region runs from base 277 to 993 and encodes 238 amino acids. The record is from RefSeq and is a predicted model, not a curated record.